UCCGUCACACAGCUGAGGCGUUGGAGGCGGUGGCAGCCAUUUUGGAGCAGGGCGCGGGGCCGGACGCAGCGGAGGGAGAGCGGAGCUCCCCCCUCGCCGCCAUGGCAGCCCCGCUCGGUACCGGCGCCUUCACGGAGGAGACCGGGCAGGAGAAACAGGACACUCAGGAGAAGGACAGAGCCGUCCCCCCCGAGAGGGCAGAGGAGGCAAAGCUCAAGGCCAAAUAUCCCAACCUGGGCCAGAAGCCCGGGGGCUCCGAUUUCCUCAUGAAGAGGCUGCAGAAAGGGCAAAAAUACUUCGACUCUGGUGACUACAACAUGGCCAAGGCGAAGAUGAAGAACAAGCAGCUGCCAAGUGCAGGGCCUGACAAGAACCUGGUGACAGGAGACCACAUCCCCACGCCCCAGGACCUGCCUCAGAGAAAGUCCUCGCUCGUCACCAGCAAGCUGGCGGGGUAGCCUGCGCUCCCAGCUGGGGGCUUCCCUCUUUUUGUUUCUUUUCUUUUGGCUAAAUGGAUUGAACUUCACUGUACCAUAGGGAUGGGAGCACCAGAACCCAUGUAGUUGUUUGAGUCUUUCCAGCGAACACACCCCAAACCCGAGCGGGGAGGGCAGGGUUGGGUUGGCCCUUCCCCUCAGCGAGGCUUUGCCUUAAUUUUCCUGCUGUUUGAAACCAUCCCAGAGCCACUGGAAUGCUGCCUCCUCGCUGGGAGAGCCCCGGGAGGAGCAGGAGAGGGCUCGGGGGAGGCGCCUGGAGGAGGGGAGAGCGCAGGGCUAAGGCGUGGGAAGGGAUUUCAGGUGUUGGGGGUCUGCAGAGCGACCCAGCUGGGCAGGAGGUGUGAUCCCAGGUCUGGAAAGUGUGAUCCCAGAUCUGGGAGGUGUGAUCCCUGAUCUUGAAAAUGUGAUUCUAGAUCGGGCAGGUGUGAUCCCUGAUCUGGCAGGUGUGAUCCCAGUCUGGAAGCAUAGUCAGGUGUGUGCAUUAGAGCUUCAAA
This is a messenger RNA of Corvus hawaiiensis (hawaiian crow), 991 nucleotides long. It is a transcript of the gene ENSA, whose product is annotated as endosulfine alpha. The transcript is spliced from 3 exons. Gene Ontology annotation, molecular function: protein phosphatase inhibitor activity. Gene Ontology annotation, cellular component: cytoplasm. The coding region runs from base 102 to 458 and encodes 118 amino acids. Lineage: Eukaryota; Metazoa; Chordata; Aves; Passeriformes; Corvidae. The record is from RefSeq and is a predicted model, not a curated record.